CUUAUCAUUUGAAGCCAUAGGAACCCCAUUUUUUCUUACACAAACAUGAUUUAAUGCUCCCUAAGCAUUCCACACUCAUCCACCCAACUUUUGCACAUAAGUUCUCAACAACCUUAACUAACAACCCCAAAUCUCACAUCUUUUCCUUUCCGCCCUCCUCACAAACUUCCCCACAAGCCCCAAUUGCCCACCUUCUCCAAAAAUGCAUUGCUCUCCUGCAAUGCUGUGCAUCCUCCAAGUCCAAACUGCAGCAAAUCCAUGCCUUCUCCAUAAGGCAUGGACUCCCACUCAGCAACCCAGACAUGGGCAAGCACCUCAUCUUCUCCACAGUCUCUCUCUCUGCACCAAUUUCCUAUGCCCACCAAAUAUUUUCCCAAAUAAAAAAUCCCAAUGUGUUCACAUGGAACAAUUUGAUCAGAGGCUAUGCUGAGAGUCAGAACCGACCUCCUGUCAUCCAACUUUACCACCAAAUGAAUCAAAGUUCUGUGCACCCUGACACACUCACACUUACCCUAUUCUGUUGAAGGCUGUGGCUAAGUUGAUGGAUGUUAGAGAGGGUGAGAGGAUACAUUCUGUUGUUAUUAGAAAUGGGUUUGAGUCAUUGGUGUUUGUUAAGAAUGCAUUGCUUCAUGUGUAUGCUAGUUGCGAGGACGUCUAGAGUGCACACAAGGUGUUUGAAUCAAUGUCUGAGAGAGACCUUGUGGCUUGGAAUUCUGUGAUUAACGGGUUUGCUUUAAACGGGAGACCGAACGAGGCUUUGACUGUUUUCAGAGAUAUGGGUUUGGAGGGUGUGGAGCCGGAUGGGUUCACCAUGGUUAGCUUGUUGUCUGCUUGUUCUGAGAUUGGGACUUUGGCUUUGGGUAGGAGGAUCCAUGUGUAUAUGUUGAAGGUGGGAUUGACGGAGAAUUUGCAUGCUAUGAAUGCGCUGCUGGAUCUUUAUGCAAAGUGUGGAAGCAUUAGAGAGGCGCAGAAGGUGUUUGAAGCGAUGGAUGAAAGGUUUAUGACCGGGAGAUUGUUGUGAGGGAUCGUAGUCGGUUUCACCACUUUAGAGAUGGUUCUUGUUCUUGUGGAGAUUACUGGUAACAUCUGCAGCAAGUUGUUUCAUAUUUGUCAACCUUGAACGAUAAAGAGGUGUGGCACGAGCCGCACGGCAAGGGAUGGAUGAAGCUGCCACUGAAGAUUUGCAUUUGACAUGCAAAGUUUGGACGCUUUUUGCCUGGACUUUGCAGACAUUUGCUGCCAAUCUGUGGUGCGUGGGAAAACUAUCAAUCCUGGAAAACAACGGAUGCUUUCUAGUGUGCUUUUUGGUAGCAGUCUUUUUAUGACAUUAGUUUUGUAUGUGGUCCAAUAUUUUAGUAGAUAGAGUGUUGUGUUUUUGCCCUGCAACUUGAGUUCGAAACUCCCCUUCCCCUUAAUUAAUAAUAGCAAUCGCCUUUGAUGAUGAA
Messenger RNA from Pyrus x bretschneideri (Chinese white pear), 1445 nucleotides. Its product is annotated as pentatricopeptide repeat-containing protein At4g21065-like. NCBI's taxonomy places the organism in Eukaryota, Viridiplantae, Streptophyta, Magnoliopsida, Rosales, Rosaceae. Gene Ontology annotation, biological process: RNA modification. The record is from RefSeq and is a predicted model, not a curated record. Gene Ontology annotation, molecular function: RNA binding; protein binding. Bases 683 to 1021 code for a protein of 112 amino acids. The transcript is spliced from 2 exons.